Zonotrichia leucophrys gambelii is the source of this 2679-nucleotide messenger RNA. It is a transcript of the gene NAPRT, whose product is annotated as nicotinate phosphoribosyltransferase. Gene Ontology annotation, biological process: NAD+ biosynthetic process via the salvage pathway. The transcript is spliced from 13 exons. Gene Ontology annotation, cellular component: cytosol. Gene Ontology annotation, molecular function: nicotinate phosphoribosyltransferase activity. The coding region runs from base 191 to 2176 and encodes 661 amino acids. NCBI's taxonomy places the organism in Eukaryota, Metazoa, Chordata, Aves, Passeriformes, Passerellidae. The record is from RefSeq and is a predicted model, not a curated record.
CUCAGUGUCACCAGUGUGCUGCCCUGUCCCUAUUGUCCCCCGUGUCAUUGUAUCCUCCCUCUGCCGCCAUCCCGGUGUCCCCUUUGUGCUGCCAUCCCGGUAUCCAGCUGUGUCGCCAACCCUGCCCCGUGUCCCCCUUGUGCUGCCAUCCCCGUGUCCCCUUUGAGCUGCCAUUUCUGCUGUCCCCCUUAUGCUGUGCUGCCAUCCCCGUGUGUCCCCUUCUGCUGCCAUCCCCGUGUCCCCCCUUGAGCUCCCGUCCCCGUGUCCCCCCCUUUGUGCUGCCAUCCCUGCUGCCCUGUCCUCUGUGUCCCUCUGUCCCUGUAUCCUCCCUCUGCUGCCAUCCCGGUAUCUCUCUUGUGCUGCCAUCCCUGCGCCACAUGUCCACUGUGCGCUGCCACCCCGCGUGUCCAGCUGUGCCACCAAAACUGCCCCGUGUCCCCCUUGUGCUGCCAUCCCUGCUGCCAUCCCUGUGUCCCCCUUGUGCUGUCCCGCGUCCCCGUGUCGCCAUCCCCGCGUGCUCCCACCCCGCGCUUCCGUAUCCCUCCUAUUUUCCCCGCUCCUCCCCGUGUCCCCACCCCUGUCCCCUUGUCCCCGCCCCGCCAUGGCGCCGCUGGCCGACCUGUACCAGGUGUCCAUGGCCUACGGGCACUGGCGGGCCGGGCGACACCGCGCCCCGGCCGCCGCCGAGCUCUUCUUCCGCCGCCCGCCCUUCCGCGGCUCCUUCGCGCUCGGCGCCGGCCUGGCCGAGGGGCUGCGGGGGCUCCGAGCCUUCCGCUUCUCCGCUGCCGACGUCGCGUACCUGCGCUCUGUCCUGCCCAGCACCAUCGACGACGCCUUCUUUGACUACCUGGCCACCCUGGAUGCCUCCGAGGUGACCGUCACCGCCAUUCCCGAGGGCUCCGUCGUUUUUGCCAGGGUGCCGUUCCUGCAGGUGAAGGGGCCGCUGCUGGUGGUGCAGCUGCUGGAGACCACCUUGCUGUGCCUGAUCAACUACGCCAGCCUGGUGGCCACCAACGCUGCCAGAUUCCGCCUCCUGGCCGGGCCGGACAUGAAGCUCAUAGAGAUGGGGCUGCGCCGCGCGCAGGGGCCCGACGGAGCCCUCUCGGCAUCCAAAUAUUCCUACAUUGGGGGCUUCGACUGCACCAGCAACAUCCUGGCGGGAAAACUGUACGGAAUUCCCGUGCGCGGCACCAUCGCCCACUCCUUCAUCAUGUCCUUCAGGUGCCUGGAGGAGGUGCAGCCACGGGAGCUGCCGCCCCGGGCCGGAGGAGAUCCCGUGGAUCUGGCGGACCUGGCUGUGUCCUGGCUGCAGAGGGUUUGUGACCUGCUCCAGACUCCUCCCAGCAAGGCCAACCAGGGCGAGCUGGCCGCCUUCGUGUCCUACGCUGUCACCUUCCCGUGUGACUUCCAGGGAUUGCUGGACACCUACUGUGUCAGGAGGAGUGGUUUGCCCAAUUUCUGUGCCGUGGCCUUGGCACUGCACCAGCUGGGAUACCAGGCCAUCGGGGUGCGCCUGGACAGUGGGGACCUGGCCCAGCAAUCCAAGGAAAUCCGGGGAGUGUUCCAAGCCUGCGGAGCUCACUUCCAGGUGCCCUGGUUUGAGACCAUCCCCAUUGCUGUCAGCAACGACAUCAGCGAGCAGAGCCUGGAGGAGUUCAGGAGGGAGGGGAGUGAGAUCGACAUGAUCGGCAUCGGGACCCACCUGGUGACGUGUCCCCUGCAGCCAUCGCUGGGCUGUGUCUACAAGCUGGUGGAGGUCAAUGGCUCCCCGUGCCUGAAGCUCACGGAGGAUGAGGAGAAGAUGACAAUCCCGGGGAUGAAGGCAAUCUAUCGGCUCUAUGAUGCUGCUGGUCACCCCUUCAUGGACCUCAUGGCCCUGGAGGAGGAGCCGUCGCCCAGCGCGGGGCAGGAGCUGGGGAUCCGAGUCCUGGGGCGGCUGGAGGAGAGCACCAAGGUCAUUCCCAGCACUGUGGAGCCCCUCCAUCGCACCUACUUCAGGGAUGGCCAGGUGUGUGAGCCCCUGCCCAGCCUGCCCGAGGUGAGGACCCACGCCCAGCUGUCCCUCAACCUGCUCAGCCCCGCUCACCGCCGGCUCCACGAGCCGCAGCCCUACCCGGUGGCCGUGACGGAACGGCUGCACCAGCUCUUCCUGGAGCUGCGCCAGGGCAGCCUCUGAGGGGGUCCCUGCUCGUCCCCAGCUCCUGCUCCGCUCUUUUUUGGGAAGCCCGGGUGCCUCGUUAGGAAUUAAUGGCUCUAAUUUAGACCUGGCGCUAACCCGAGGAACCUGCAGGAACUGGGAGAGAGCUCUGGGGUCCCAGUAGGGAAGCUGGGAAUGCUGGGAUGGGGAAGGCAGAGCUGUCCCUGCAUCCCCUGGAAGUGGCAGAACUGUGCCCAGCUUGGUGGCCCUGCCAGCCUUGUGCCUUCCUUGGUGGCCCUGCCAUCCCUGUGCCUUCCUUGGUGGCCCUGCCAUCCCUGUGCCCUCUGUGGUGGCCCUACUACUCCUUUGUUCAACUUGGUGGCCUUUGUGGCAGCCUUUUGCCUUAUCUUCGUGGCCCUGCCACUCCUGUGUCCAGCUUGGUGGCCCUGCCAUCCCUGUGCCUUCCUUGGUGGCCCUGCCACUCCUGUGUCCAGCUUGGUGGCCCUGCCAGCCCUGUGCCUGAUCUUGGUGGCCCUGCCAUC